CCAAACAUAUCUCUCCUUCUUUAACUUCUCCCACCUCUUUUCUGUCUUCAAAAACAGUACACCAAAAUGGAGAAGCCUCGGUGCUACAAGAGAGUGUUCGAGCACUUUGAUUCCGAUGGAGAUGGCAAAAUUUCCCCAUCCGAGCUACGGGAGUGUAUAGCGGUGGUGUCGGGGGAGAAGCUAUCGGUGUUAGAGGCGCAAGAGGCGGUGGCGGAGUUCGACUCGGAUGGAGACGGGCAGCUGAAGGAGGAGGAUUUCGUGAGAUUCGUGGACGGGGGAGGGGAGGAAGAGAGGGUGAAGGAGCUUAGAGAAGCUUUUAAAAUGUACGAAAUGAAGGGGUCGGGAUUGAUUACGGCGGAGAGUUUGAGGAGGAUGCUGAGGAAAUUGGGAGAGACUAAAAGUUUGAGAGAUUGUACGGCCAUGAUUGCUAAAUUUGAUAUUGAUGGUGAUGGUGUUCUUAGUUUUGAUGAGUUUAGGGUUAUGAUGUCCUGAUCAAUGCAUCUAAAAUAUUUCUCCAAUUCAUGCUUUCAAAUUUUGAAAUUUUUAAUUCUAACCAUUUACAGCUACUCAAAUAACUCAUAUUCUAUUUAAAUUUAAAUUGUAAGGAUUUGGUUA
Molecule: messenger RNA, 615 nt
Organism: Cucumis sativus (cucumber)
Lineage: Eukaryota; Viridiplantae; Streptophyta; Magnoliopsida; Cucurbitales; Cucurbitaceae
Product: putative calcium-binding protein CML19
Exons: 1
Coding region: 67-492 (141 amino acids)
Molecular function (GO): enzyme regulator activity; calcium ion binding
Source: RefSeq, a predicted model, not a curated record